This is a messenger RNA of Radiomyces spectabilis, 1187 nucleotides long. RefSeq lists its product as uncharacterized. The record is from RefSeq and is a predicted model, not a curated record. The transcript has a single exon. Bases 108 to 1163 code for a protein of 351 amino acids. Lineage: Eukaryota; Fungi; Mucoromycota; Mucoromycetes; Mucorales; Radiomycetaceae.
GAACAAGUUUGGAAAUUCAAGGAAUCACAGUCACGAAUUUCAUUCGUUGGCACGUUUCCCGUUGCAACGAAAGUCUCAAACAACCCUCUCAUCGAUCCAAAGCAACCAUGACUGCGGCUGUAUCAUGGCAGAAAGAGAUGAGCUCUUUCUUCCAAGGCAUAGGAUUGAUAGAGACCAGUAAAUGCUUCACCACCGAACUUUUGGUCUUGUCACGGCACGAGCUGGCACGAUUACCGACGGAGCUGGAGAAACUUGUAGACAAACUGCUGCAAUCACUGGAGCAGCAUGUAGAGGCCAAAGAGACAUCACUAGAUGCCCCGGAAGGUACCAAUGUGCCUGGCUUAUUAUACAAAAAGCGCAAACGUUCGGAAACCGAAACUGAAGAGAAAGUAUUGGAAGAGGAUGCCAAAGACCGUGUGCAUCAGUUCGACAGCGAACAGGUACAGAUCCGUGGCACAAAUGCCGAUGUGAAUCAGCGGAUACAAACGUACAUUCAAGCGAAACAGAACGAGGUGGACGCGAGUAAUCGUACCGAGUUUCUGAAUCGACACGAUCCCAGUGGAGAAGACGUGACGUGCGCGAGAACCGAUGCACGUGAAAUCAAUCGAAAUAUACAGAUGAAGUUUGAUAUUGCCAACAACGAAGACGAGCCACUCGCACGAUCGCUUCUGUCAUCGAACGAACACGUUCGUUAUGGUAAAUCGGAUAAGGCACCCGAAGAAGGCACAGAAGAACGAUUGCGGAAUUUGCAGGAACACUUGAAUAUCAAAUUUGAGCGUGGUGCCACACCGCCUUUCUCUGUCUUUGAACGCAUUAAAAUCCUGGAAGAUAUUCUCGUCGAAAUCGAACGCCAAUAUCCUACGUGGGCUGCAGUUCACUUUAAUCAACCUCAUCGUAAAUUUCCUCCUCCUCCACCGCUCACCCUUAUCACUCGUACCACGUCAUCCACCUCCGAUUCCAUAUCAACAUCAGCAGAGCCCAAACCAUCCGCCAUCAUCGAUAACCCCAGCUACACUGCCACGCAAAUGAUGAGUCCAGCCACCACAUCUCAACCGCGCACGCGUAUCAAUACAACCGGACGCGCCAAUUCAUCUCUAACGCGAGCGGUUAUUGAACAACUGAAUCGACAGCAACAAGUAUCCCUUAGACAAUCAUCUGAAUAAAAAAGGUCCCAUUCAAUUCCAUCC